Messenger RNA from Chenopodium quinoa (quinoa), 444 nucleotides. RefSeq lists its product as uncharacterized. The coding region runs from base 1 to 444 and encodes 147 amino acids. The transcript is spliced from 2 exons. The record is from RefSeq and is a predicted model, not a curated record. Lineage: Eukaryota; Viridiplantae; Streptophyta; Magnoliopsida; Caryophyllales; Amaranthaceae.
AUGAUCGAGGAAACUAUUAAGAAAGUGAAGUUGAUCCAGGAGAAAAUUAAAGCAGCCCAAGAUAGACAGAAAAGCUAUGCUGAUGAGAAGCGCAGGGAUGUAGAAUUCCAAAUAGGAGAGAAGAAAGUUGGGAAAGUAGCAGAUGUGUCGGACUUACCCAACGAGCUGGAAAGGGUGCAUAAUGUUUUUCAUGUGAGCCAGAUUCGCAAGUAUGUUCCUAAUGUUGCACAUGUGCUAGAACCAGAGAUAAUUGAGCUAGAUGAAAGUUUGACCUAUGAAGAAAAACCGGUGAGAAUUUUAGAUAGUAAAAUCAAAAGCACCAGAAAUAAGGAUGUGAAGAUUGUCAAGGUACUAUGGUCAAACCAUAAGGUUGAGGAAGCAACUUGGGAGGCUGAGGCAGAAAUGCGUAAAGAGUACCCUAACCUUUUCAUGGUGAGUGGUUAA